Messenger RNA from Nomia melanderi (Alkali bee), 864 nucleotides. Lineage: Eukaryota; Metazoa; Arthropoda; Insecta; Hymenoptera; Halictidae. The record is from RefSeq and is a predicted model, not a curated record.
UUACCGCCAUUACCGCCAUUACCACCGUUACCACCGUUGCCGCCGCCACCGGACUCACCUCCCCUGAGUCCACCACCGACAGGACUCGCGGAGGAGCACCGGCGUUCACCGUUCGACCCCGGGGACGAAUCGGCCGGAGACGAGAGGCGGUCGACGCGAGCCGCCAGGGACGAGCAGCUGGACGAGGCCAGGCGAUUCAUCGAGAGCCAGUUCGACGAGCAGCGACGUCUCGCGUCCCGACGCUUCGACGAGGAGCACCAGCGGCAGACCGGCGCCUCGCGGACCUGCUACGCGGACAUCUCGCCGCCGAGGAUCACUCUGCGCAACGAGUUCGACGAGGCGGUGGACGAAGAGUUCCGGGCGAUGUCGGACGACGGCGACCCACCGCCGUUGCCUAUUCUUGAGGAGGAGGAGGAGCUCGACGAGGAGGACCGCCUCUACGACAACGUGCCCGCGAUGAAGUACUCCAGUGGCGACCACGUGCGCAUGGAGGUCGGCCGCGGGGACAGCUCGGAGGACAUGCACGAGAAGUACGCGAACCUCGCGACGCUGGCCGCCAGGACCGCGGCCAGGGAGGACGAGUGGUCGUUCGAGGACGAGAGGAGGGACCGGCCCUCGGCCCGCAGAGAGAAGACCGGCUCGGCGAAAUUCGAGCGCGGCUUCUCGGAGCCCGUCGAGACGGCCAGGUACCACGAGACCAGGUCCACCGAGAGGCCGGUGGUGGUGCCGAUCCGCGCGAAGUCCACGCCCUAUUACUCCACCACCAGCCUGAGCGGCGAGUCGACCACGUCCAGCCCUCCGAUGCAGAUCAGAACGCAGAUCCGCACGAAGACGAUGCCGUUCCCCUCGAGCAGGAGCCCGCAG